Messenger RNA from Suillus subalutaceus, 1140 nucleotides. RefSeq lists its product as uncharacterized. The coding region runs from base 1 to 1140 and encodes 379 amino acids. Lineage: Eukaryota; Fungi; Basidiomycota; Agaricomycetes; Boletales; Suillaceae. The record is from RefSeq and is a predicted model, not a curated record. The transcript has 3 exons.
AUGGACCAUAGUAUGUCAGAUUCUGACCAGUCUCGUCGCUCUCUUCACUCUCAUCACUCUGGAGACUCCACCAGUGGUGCCACAGAGUCUCAACUGAAAUCUGUAUCUGGCCAUAAAGAGGCCGCUUAUUGGAGGCUGAAAGAGGAGACCACCCUCCUUCAAUACCUUUAUGAUAACAGAUCUGGCACAGAUGGCACCACCUUCCCUAAGAGAAUCUAUUCAGAUGUUUCUGCGCACCUUGCAGAGCACUUCAAAAACCAGAAAGGUGGGGCCAAAACUAACUCAGCCUGCAAUACAAAGUUUUCUAGUCUCAAGAAGGCUUAUCAUGCCACUCAAGCACUCAAAAAGUGGGGGGGCAACCAUAGAUCAGCACACCAGGCUGAAUAUGUCAAAUCGAAUCCAAAUGCCAAACAAUUCAAGAACAAAGGAUUUGAACAUUUUGAGAUCUUUGACUUGCUGAUGGCUGGCAUGAAUGCCACAGGAAUUUAUGUCCGUCAGCGUCAGAGAAAAAAUCACACCAGCUCUGCUGCAUCUGCUACCAGCAUGCCCCCACCUUUGAUGAUACCUUCCACUAGCACUCGCCCUCCUGCAGAGCUCCACUUCCAUGAGCUAUCUAUAGCCACCAAGGAGAUUUCUGUGGACAUGGGCCAUCUUCCUGCAUCAUCUACUUCUACAGAUCCUCUUGCCACAACAUCACACGUUCCUUCGACAAGCCCACCCUCAGCAUUGACAAGCACCAGCCAGGGCAAGUGCAAGGCCAGUGCACUGGAUUCUGACGUCGAUGCUCUAUCAGGCAAGCGCUCUCACCCACCAUCUGCGACUGCCAGAGCCCAGCUGGAGGGUAGUGCAGUGAUAACAUCACUUGUUACCGCAAUGGAGACCAUGAGUAAGCAUCUUAGUGUACCUCCAGUUCUUGCGGCCCCUAUUUCACCUACUUCUGACUUUGCAUGCACCAUUGAGAUCAUCAGUGAUGCCACAUACAUAUCUGAUGACGACAAGUUGGACAUGACACAGUUGUUCGUGAGGGACAAAGAUCAGGCCACAGCAUUUUUAUACUUGAAGGGUGACAAUCUGAGGGCCAAUUGGGUGAAGAGGAGGCUUGGUGAAACUCGUGCCAUGCACAUUGAUACCAUUGAUUAA